This is a messenger RNA of Xiphophorus couchianus (Monterrey platyfish), 3305 nucleotides long. It is a transcript of the gene prdm5, whose product is annotated as PR domain containing 5. The record is from RefSeq and is a predicted model, not a curated record. The transcript has 16 exons. Gene Ontology annotation, biological process: negative regulation of DNA-templated transcription. NCBI's taxonomy places the organism in Eukaryota, Metazoa, Chordata, Actinopteri, Cyprinodontiformes, Poeciliidae. Gene Ontology annotation, cellular component: nucleus. Bases 393 to 2288 code for a protein of 631 amino acids. Gene Ontology annotation, molecular function: protein binding; RNA polymerase II cis-regulatory region sequence-specific DNA binding; DNA-binding transcription factor activity, RNA polymerase II-specific.
CUCAGUUUUUUUCCUGUCUUCCAUCCCCUAACUUUUCCUGUUUUUAGUUGCUUUUUGGGAAGUCACCACGCCACUGAGACCGGUCACCAUUGCAGCUGUGUGUACAACCCAGCUGCUUGUGCUAAGAAGCAGCUGCCUCUUCGGUGCAGCCCGGGAGAAACGCAGGCUGCGGCGUGCAGCAGGGCAGAAAGGUAGCCCCCCGGCUGCAGAACUUUGGACCAAUCAGGACGCUGCUUUGCCUUUCUACAAGCAGGACCAACAGAGAGGUUCAACCUGGACCCGCUCUGAGGAGAAACUCUCUGCUUUCAAUUCAAAACCGCCAAAAGCUCCUCCACUGCCGCUGACACACAAAACAACCAACUAAUUAUCACUGAAGGAAACGUUUCCAAGUGAUGACAAUGUUGGGUAUGUACGUGCCAGACAGGUUUUCUCUGAAAUCGUCAAAGGUCCAGGAUGGAAUCGGUCUUUACACGGCGAGGCGAGUGAAAAAGGGGGAAAAGUUCGGUCCGUUCGCCGGUGAGAAAAAGCUGCCCAGUGAGCUGGAUGAAAGCUCGGACACCAGGCUGAUGUGGGAGGUUCGUGGCAGUAAAGGGGAUGUUCUGUAUAUUCUGGAUGCAAGUAAUCCUCGCCAUGCCAACUGGCUGCGGUUUGUCCAUCAGGCGCCUUCACAGGAGCAGAAGAACUUGGCAGCCAUUCAGGACGGAGAGAACAUCUUCUACCUGGCCGUGGAUGACAUAGAGACAGACACAGAGCUCCUGAUUGGCUACCUGGACAGCGACAUGGAAGAAGAGGAGGAGGAGGAGGAGGAAGAAGUCGUGAAAGACGAGGACGAGAACAGCAAAGAGGCCAAACAUCUUGUGGAAAUGGAACUUGUUAUAAAGAAGGAGGACCACCCCUGCCUGCUGUGCGAGAGCAGCUUUCCCAGUGAGGAGAUCUUGGCGGCGCACCUCCAGAGUCUGCACCAGAGGCCCAGCACCGAGGAGAAGGACUUCAAAUGCAGGAACUGUGGCAAGAAGUUCCCCGUCAAACAAGCUCUGCAGCGCCACGUUUUACAUUGUUCUGAGUCGCUUGACCCGUCGGGCGACUCUAAAGCUCAUCAGUGUUCCCUUUGCCACAACACCUUCAGCUCAGAAUCCAGUUUCGAACAGCACAAGGAAGCAUGCAAAGGAGACGCCAGGUUCAUAUGCAAAGCGGAAAGCUGUGGGAAACGAUUCAAAAGCAAGGACGCUUUGAAGAAACAUAAAGGAAACGUUCACACAGGAAGUGCACGACGGAAACUCACUUGCACCAUAUGCAACAGAAAAUGUUCUUCUUCUCUGAAUCUUCAGGAGCACAGAAAGAUACACGAAAUAUUUGAAUGUCAUGCAUGUGACAAAAAAUUCAUCUCAACCAACCAGCUGAAACGCCACAUGAUCACACACUCUGAGAAGCGGCCCUACACCUGUGAGAUCUGCAGUCGGUCAUUCAAGCGUUUGGAUCAGGUCACGGCUCACAAGAUCAUCCACAGCGAAGAUAAACCGUAUAAGUGCAAGCUGUGCGGAAAAGAGUUCGCUCACCGCAACGUCUACAAGAAUCACAAGAAGACCCACUCCGAGGAAAGGCCCUUUCAGUGCGAGGAGUGUAAGGCGCUGUUCCGCACCCCCUUCUCUCUGCAGCGCCACCUUCUCAUCCACAACAGUGAGAGGACAUUCAAAUGUGACCAGUGCGACGCCACCUUUAAGAGGAAGGACACGCUGAACGUCCACAUCCAGGUGGUGCACGAUGGCCACAAGAAGUACAAGUGCGACCUGUGCGAGAAGGCCUUUGUCACUCCGUCGGUCCUGAAGAGCCACAAGAAGACUCACACAGGGGAGAAGGAGAAGAUUUGCCCUUACUGUGGACAGAAGUUCGCCAGCAACGGCACGCUGAGGGUUCACAUCCGCAGCCAUACAGGUGAGCGUCCGUACCAGUGCCCCUACUGCGACAAAGCGUUCAGCAAGAACGACGGCCUGAAAAUGCACAUCCGCACCCACACUCGGGAGAAGCCGUACAAAUGCAGCGAGUGCAACAAGGCCUUCAGCCAGAAAAGAGGGCUGGACGAGCACAUGAGGACACACACGGGAGAGAAACCCUUCCAGUGCGACGUGUGUGAUCUCUCCUUUAGCUUGAAGAAGAUGCUCAGCAGACACAAGCUGACCCACAACCCCAACCGGCCCAUGGCGGAGUGCCAGCUCUGCCACAAGAAGUUCACUCGGAACGACUACCUCAAGGUCCACAUGGAGAACGUCCACGGCGAGACGGAGAGCUAAUGCCAAUUACAGGAGCACAAGCGAGAUCCCCGAGAUAAAGCCCUGUCUCGCGUUUUACGCACCAGUAAAGUACGAACAUGUAGAGAUAAACAGAUAGCUGGACUUAUUGGCAUUACCGAUAGAGCCAUGUAAGAAUAUGGGAAACAUUAAGACAGGCAUGUGGAAGCUGAACAUUUCUAUCCCCCCCCCACUCUGUUCCCCGAAGUUCUUCGUCAUCCUGUUUCCGCAUUAUUUUUAAUAUUCGAACAAACAGAUUCCCAUAUGUUAUAUAUGCCUCCGGAGCCGCUGUGUCUGCUCCCAUGAACGUCUUGCAUUUCACGUCAAAUCCUUCCGACCUCUUUCUCUUUGUUCCGUUUCAACCAGAGCUCGUUGUACCUCGACGUACUUUUGUGGCCAGCGGCCAAGACCUGAAGGAAACCAGUGAUCCGAUUCCCUUUAGGUUCCCUCUCCUGGUUUUAUUUGCAUCCGUUCACACUGCUUUUGUUUAAAGUGACGCCUGCUCUUAGGGGGCGUCCAGACCUCCUCAGAUCUGCGCCUCUUAUUUCUGGAGCUUACUGUACAUGCGAUGGAACCGUACUGGUGAAAGCAGGAAGUCGCUGCGCGAUCUGCACCGACUCACAACUUUCAGCUUUUGUUUACGUAAAACCCAGAAAGUAGAAACAGGCUUUCAUCAGUCAGAUCUGCAGCUUUGUUGUUCUGGAUCUACUUACUCUUUCACUGUUUUAAGGGGGGUUAAAGUUCGCUCCAUGUUUGACAUAAAGGGUUUUGGAAAAGCAUUAGCAGUCCUGCAACUUUUUCUUUUCUGUUUUUGCUGUUACAACUGCAAGCAUCAGUGCAUUUUAGUGGGAUUUCUUUGGAGUUAGACAAACACAAAGUAGCACAGAACUUUGAACGGUGUUUUUCUUCUACAAAAGGAAAAUCCGAAUAGCACUGCAAAAACACAAAGUCUUAACAAGUAAUUUUGGUCUAGUUUCUAAUGCAGAUGCCUUAGUGUACUUUAAAUAAGAGAAAACCCAA